AUGACUGCAAGGCAAAUAGCUCAAAGUGUUGGUGGAAACACUAAUAUAAAGAAUACACUAAUUAAUAUGGCGUACUGCGUGUUAAUCCUUCUGGGUAAAUCGAUCCAGAAGCUCGUGUUCGGUGAACUUCGAGCUUCGGAGAGGCAACACCUGAAGGACAAGUUUUGGAACUUCGUCUUUUACAAAUUCAUCUUCCUAUUCGGGGUGCUGAACGUGCAGUAUAUGGACGAAGUUGUCCUUUGGUGGGCAUGGUUCACGGCGCUCGGGUUCCUAAGUCUGCUCAGUCAACUCUGCAAGGAUCGAUUCGAAUACGGAUCGAUGAUAAAUUCGCUGAUCCUUGCUCAAAUUGAUCACUUUAAUGCAUUCUCGAAGUCAGAUAUUUUGAUGAGAUUGAAAUAUGCUAUAGUCUAUGUGAAAACAGGAGGGGUUUAA
Molecule: messenger RNA, 432 nt
Organism: Hylaeus anthracinus
Lineage: Eukaryota; Metazoa; Arthropoda; Insecta; Hymenoptera; Colletidae
Product: E3 ubiquitin-protein ligase AMFR-like
Exons: 3
Coding region: 1-432 (143 amino acids)
Biological process (GO): ubiquitin-dependent protein catabolic process; endoplasmic reticulum unfolded protein response; protein K48-linked ubiquitination
Cellular component (GO): ubiquitin ligase complex; endoplasmic reticulum; cytosol
Molecular function (GO): ubiquitin protein ligase activity
Source: RefSeq, a predicted model, not a curated record